Soboliphyme baturini is the source of this 475-nucleotide messenger RNA. The record is from the annotation of a GenBank genome assembly. NCBI's taxonomy places the organism in Eukaryota, Metazoa, Nematoda, Enoplea, Dioctophymatida, Soboliphymatidae.
AAUGAUGAAAAUGAUAGCGAUUUAACCAGAUUUUCUGUACAUUCCAUAGAAAACCGUUUGAUAAACGUUGCAUAUGUUUUUCUGUCGGUUAUUUUAGGCACUGAUUUUUGUGAAAGAGCCGUACUUCAACGAACCGGGAUUCGAAAAGUAUAUAGGCACAGAAGACGGUCAACAACUGAGCAACUACUACAACCAGCAGUUGCGACAGGCCACUUUGCAGUACGCGAUUUUGGACCAACUGAAGAAGCCUCCCGAAUAUUUCAAAGAUGUGAUUCGAAGGCAGUUCAGACUGAAGAAAAGCUCUAUAAUCGAACAGGCGCAGAGGUGCUUGAAUGACACGUCCAACACCUGUGCCUCAGAGUCGAAACGCAAGAAUAAAUGCCAGCUGGCCGGCGUGGGCGACUGUCCGUCAUUGCCAAACGUCAGACAGACUGUCGAGGUACUGCUCAAAGAACUGGACCGCCUUGAGUUUUGA